Messenger RNA from Myodes glareolus (Bank vole), 924 nucleotides. The record is from RefSeq and is a predicted model, not a curated record. NCBI's taxonomy places the organism in Eukaryota, Metazoa, Chordata, Mammalia, Rodentia, Cricetidae.
AUGGAGACUCCUAGUUUGGGACUUCUAGGGACUCAGGGGCCACCAUGUGUCAGUGACAGCUCCUCUGGCUUCUUUAGCUCCACUGGGCAGUGGGAAGCACACCGGGUGAGAGUAUGGGUCCCAGUCAGCAGGUGGCAGGUGCUUAAAUCCCUUCCCCUACUCCCAGUCCUCUUGGCUGACAAGGAGGGGGAGCCAGUCCCAACAGAUGAGGUGCUGGACGAAAUUGUACCAGAGUACCAGGCCCCUGGGAAGAAGAGCAUGCUGGCAAUCUGGCAGCUGGACCCUGAGGACGUGAGCCUGGUCAAGUACAAGCAGGCGCUGCUGGGGCCCCUGCCACCUGUUGUGGACCCCAGCCUGCCCAAUGUGCAGGUGACCAAGCUGACGCUGCUGUCUGAUCAGGCUCCAGGGCCUCUCAUCAUGGACCUUACAGGAGACCUGGCUGCCCUGAAAAACCAGGUGUUUGUCCUGAAGGAGGGCAUUGAAUACAAGGUGAAGAUCACCUUCAAGGUCAACAGGGAGAUUGUCAGUGGCCUCAAAUGUCUGCAUCACACCUAUCGCCGGGGACUACGUGUGGACAAGGCUAUCUUCAUGGUGGGCAGCUACGGCCCCCGGGCCCAGGAGUAUGAAUUUGUGACGACAGUGGAGGAAGCACCAAGGGGCGCAUUGGCACGUGGUCUCUACGUGGUCAGGUCCCUCUUCACUGAUGAUGACAGGCUUGACCACCUGUCCUGGGAGUGGUGCCUCCACGUCUGCCAGGACUGGAAGGACUGAACCUUCUUGGGGCCUGUGUUCCCAGUUUCUGUCAGUUGCAGAAGGACCUGCAAGCAUUCCCUAGACCUCCCAGUUGGUGAUGAGAUGUCCCUCACUCUGCUGUGUCCUGUCCUCCUGCCUGGUGCCCAUUAAAUGUUACCCUGUCUUGCUGCC